AUGAAUUUUUACUUGUCACUAUUUUUUAUUCUGUCUUCGUUGCUGUAUUAUACAUAUGCUAUAGGUCUUAAGGGUAGCAGUAGCAAAAAUAAUGCAUUGAAUACGGUUUGGAAUGGUAAAAAUAAAAAAGACCUAUUAAAUGGACGUAAAUCUUCGUCAUAUAUAAAAUCACACCGUCAUAAUCCUAAAGAGUUUGAAUGUGAAUGCAAAUGUAAAUGCAGUAAUGACACCGAAGGAAACUGCUCCGAAGGAUGUCAUGGACAUGGACCUGAGGGAGGAAUUGAAACAGGAGGAAACGAAACAGAAGGGGGAAACGAAACAGAAGGUGGAAACGAAACAGAAGGUGGAAACGAAACAGAAGGUGGAAACGAAACAGAAGGUGGAAACGAAACAGAAGGUGGAAACGAAACGGAGGGAGGGCAAGGAACAGAAGGUGGACCUACAACAGGUGGAAGCCAUGGUAGAAAACCUCCAAGAGAAAUUUUAGAGGAAUAUAAAAAAAGAAAACAAGGUUUAAUAGCCGGGUAUUACGGCUCAUGGAAUAGUCAAGGUGAUAGAGCAAAACACAUGACUGAUUCCAAUCCAAUGGUGUCCAUACUUUACAUUGCUUUUGCUCGUAUAGAUAUUCUUUAUGAUGUGAAUAGGCCAUUUAAUGGGAAACAAAAGUUCUUAUUAAGAAAACACGGUUUAGAAUAUGAAACUUAUGCAGUGAUGCUUAAUGAAAUGAGACGUAUAAGGAAAGCUCGCCCAGAUAUUAUUUUACUUUUAUCAUUAGGAGGAGAAACAUAUAUGAUAGACAUUAAAAAAGAUAUUGAAUAUGUAGACAGUAUAGCAAAGUUUGUAAGUGACUUUGAUUUAGACGGUGUAGAUAUUGAUUGGGAACCACAUGGUAGUUUUAACAAUUUAAAUGAGUUAGAGUAUUCCAAUUAUUAUAUAAAAUUAGUUAACUUAAUAAGAAGUAAUAUUCCAAAAGAAAAAUUACUUUCUAUAUCUGGAUCAUCAAAUGCAGCAUUAUCAUGUGUAUCAGUUGGUGAAACAUUCUGUAAAGACGAAGGAUCAACAUAUAAUACUAAAUAUUUAUCUGAGCAAAUGGGCAAAAAUGAAGAAUUAUACAAAGCAGCAACUAUGUUAUCUUCAGGAACUUUCGUUAAUAUCUUUAACACAGCAAAGGACAAUAUCGAUCUUGUAUUUAUUCAAACAUAUAAUUUAGACACAACAAAUCCAAGUAUUAUGCUAGAUAUGUAUUUAUCCCAUCUAUAUUUUGGAUUAAAAUACGAUAUCACAGUUUUAUUAGGCUUUUCUUUGGAGCAUAAUAGAGGUGGAUUCAGCCCAGAUAAUAAAGAAUUAGUAGAAUUAGUAGCAAAAAGAAUACAUGAUGAAAAUCAUAAGCAUAACAGAGCGGACGGAGCAGGAAUAUGGCACUUAUUUUUGAAAGAACAAUUACCAAAUGCAACAUAUGACAUAGAAACAUUCAUUACAAAUUUCUGGAAACAUUUAAAUCCUGAUGUUCACCCUCCAAAGGAUGUAGAAAUAACACAAAAUCCAGAUGAUUGUAGUACUAUAGAUGAAUACAUUUCAGGACUUGUUAUACCUAAAGCAGGAGAAUAUUACAAACACAAUGGAGCUAUAUGGAAAACUGCAUACUAUUCAACUAAUGCACCUGGUGUUGAUAGAUAUGAAUGGGUUUUGGUCAAAACCUGCUAUGAAAAAACAUGCAAUGGUAAAGCAACUCAUUAUUAUAACACGAAUUAUGAUAAUGGAUCUAUUGUUAUUUGGAAAGGAGAACCAUACACUAUUAAAUGGUGGCAAUCAGGACCUCCCGAAGGUGCAGCCUUAGAGGCAUAUGAAAAAAUGGAUGCUUCUGAAUGCCCAGGAUUAGAAGAAUGGAACAAAAAAUACCCUCAUAAGUCAAUUGAAGAAGAUGUCCCAUAUGAACAAGAACAAGACGUAUCUAUAUAA
Messenger RNA from Plasmodium malariae, 1959 nucleotides. Its product is annotated as chitinase, putative. Gene Ontology annotation, molecular function: hydrolase activity, hydrolyzing O-glycosyl compounds. Bases 1 to 1959 code for a protein of 652 amino acids. NCBI's taxonomy places the organism in Eukaryota, Apicomplexa, Aconoidasida, Haemosporida, Plasmodiidae. The record is from RefSeq and is a predicted model, not a curated record. Gene Ontology annotation, biological process: carbohydrate metabolic process. The transcript has a single exon.